Molecule: messenger RNA, 2297 nt
Organism: Gavia stellata (red-throated loon)
Lineage: Eukaryota; Metazoa; Chordata; Aves; Gaviiformes; Gaviidae
Gene: GHITM
Product: growth hormone inducible transmembrane protein
Exons: 9
Coding region: 93-1133 (346 amino acids)
Cellular component (GO): mitochondrial inner membrane
Source: RefSeq, a predicted model, not a curated record
UUGCGCGUGCGGUGCUGGAGCGGGGUCGGUCGGACCGAGAGGGCAAGCAGCGGCCACGCAGGAACACAGUGUAUUAAACAAUCUAAGCAACCAUGCUGGCUGCAAGGCUAGUAUGCCUGAGGGCGUUACCAUGCCAGACUAUCCGCCCCGCCAUUACUCAGGCUUCCCCAGCUUUGAGGAGCUCUGGUAUAAAAGCAUACAGGCUGUGGCAGCCUAACCAGUGUUAUGCCACCAGAGUAAGAACGGGUGUAAGGCGUGGAAAAAUUGGCCAGGAAAUUAAAGAAGCAGUAUUUGAGCCAUCUGCAGAAACAGCACUUAAAGCUGAUCGCCUGGGGAAAUUUAUUGUUGCUGGAGGGGCUGCUGUUGGCCUGGGGGCCCUCUGUUACUAUGGAAUGGGCAUGUCCAGCGAGAUUGGAGCUAUUGAAAGAGCUGUUAUUUGGCCACAGUAUGUGAAAGACAGAAUUCACUCUACUUACAUGUACUUUGCGGGAAGCAUUGGUUUGACGGCACUGUCUGCUGUAGCAGUAAGCAGAUCUCCGGCACUCAUGAGCCUUAUGACAAAAGGCUCCUGGCUGGCAAUAGGUGCAACUUUUGCAGCUAUGAUUGGUGCUGGAAUGUUGGUCAGGUCCAUAUCCUAUGAAAAUAGUCCAGCAGCUAAACAUUUGGCUUGGAUGAUGCAUUCAGGUGUCAUGGGUGCAGUGGUGGCUCCUCUAGCCUUCUUGGGUGGUCCUUUGCUGAUCAGAGCUGCCUGGUACACUGCUGGAAUCGUUGGAGGGCUCUCAACUGUGGCCAUGUGUGCUCCGAGUGAAAAAUUUCUGAACAUGGGAGGACCACUUGGAAUAGGCUUAGGCUUCGUUCUUGCCUCUUCAAUUGGAUCCAUGUUCUUGCCUCCUACUUCUGCUUUUGGUGCUGGCUUGUAUUCAGUAGCUGUUUAUGGUGGAUUGGUACUCUUUGGCAUGUUCCUGCUCUACGAUACGCAGCAUGUUAUCAAGCGUGCAGAAACUAUUCCGUAUUACGGAGUAACAAAAUAUGAUCCAAUCAAUGCCUGCAUGGGUAUCUACACAGAUACGCUGAACAUCUUCAUUCGUGUGGCGACCAUGCUUGCAGGUGGUGGAGGUGGCAGGAGAAAGUAAACUGAGACUCCUUUUUGCAGCUGUCUGACAGCCUACCAAAUGCACAUACUAAAUAAAAAUUCAUGUUUAUAAGCAGUUUUGCUGCAAGUCAGAAGUUUAAAGCAUUUCAGUAUAUUGUUUCAGUGCAAUGUGAUUCAGACUUAAUAGUUUUUCUUCGAACACUUUCCAUCUCUGUGUUUAAAAUAGUGUGAACUGCUUCUAAUUGUACAUUAUUUUGGGAAAGUAAAUUAUUUUUAAUAUAUGAGUAAAAUAGUCUAUCUGCUUUUUAAUGGAUUUGACAGCAGUUCAACUCUUUAGUUUCUUUUACUGUUACUGCAUGGUAAAGGAAGUAAUUUCUAAACUGGUAUCUUACAUGCAGAUAGGGACACAAGCUACUUCAUGAAAUGCUGUUGAGAUGCAUUAGUUUUCAGUUAAGAUUGCAUAAAUUAUAUUUUAGUGACACACGAAGAAGAACUGAACAAAUUGGGUAUGGCACUAAAUGCAGUAAUGACUUCUGUGUGGGCAGAAAUUUCAGAAAGGUUUAAGCAAUUGUCAGAAAUGCAUUGGAUUUGAUGGGUGAGGUGACCAAAAAGUAUAAAGGAGACAAGAUGAGGAAACUAUGUAGCAUUUGUCCCGUAUGAACUUCAGUCUCUUUCUGGAGUACACAUGAGAACUCCUUGAUUUAACGUUGACUGGAUGUAAUAGCUAGGUUGUUUUGAUACUGAAUUUAUCAAAGUGUUGAAUAGCAAUAGAGGUGUGUCUUUCUUCCAGUGACUAAAUUUCAGUAUUGCAGAUGAAGCCCUGUCCUUCAGAAGAGCUCCUAGAGCUCAUGUCUUACAAGCUUGUACAAUUGGCACAGAAAGAGGGAAUUGAGGAUGGCCUGCUGUUAAUCCAAGUAUCAUAAAUUUACCAUACUGUUGUAUGCUUUAGUCGGUUUCUAACUCUUCUCUAAAUUGGUAUGUUUAGCUUGGUCUAAGAGAAAUGUUCCCCAUCAGUGAAAUUGAUUUAACAUUAAGAAAUUUAUGCUUACCAAACUCUAUUGCUGUAUGUUGGAAUAAAAGGUGAGUUCUUGGGCACAAGGAAGUUUUGAGCUAAUGUCAACAACUCAGACUUUCAAUUUCUGGUAAAUAUGCUAUGUUUAUGUACUGACUUAUGGAACAAUAAAAUUCUAGCCUGACAAGUUGA